This is a messenger RNA of Penicillium robsamsonii, 270 nucleotides long. RefSeq lists its product as uncharacterized. Bases 1 to 270 code for a protein of 89 amino acids. The transcript has a single exon. NCBI's taxonomy places the organism in Eukaryota, Fungi, Ascomycota, Eurotiomycetes, Eurotiales, Aspergillaceae. The record is from RefSeq and is a predicted model, not a curated record.
AUGUUGGGUGCUGCGUCUCCAAAACGAGGCUUUGAGGUCGAUACAGGUGCCAGGAAUUCGCGUGUCCCAGGCUCGUGCAAUCGGAGUGCAUUGGAAGAUACUCACGAUAAUGAUAGCAACAGCCCACGCGAGCGAUAUCCCACCCAGGAUCAUGGAGGCAGUCCGUAUUUCCUUUGUGGGAAAGAUGCGACAGUACAUGAGCAGGAUAGAAAGUUUGGUGACUACUAUCGUUGUGACAUAGAGAUGCACUCGAACACCACCAGGAGCUAG